Tripterygium wilfordii is the source of this 1077-nucleotide messenger RNA. RefSeq lists its product as uncharacterized. The coding region runs from base 94 to 882 and encodes 262 amino acids. The transcript is spliced from 2 exons. The record is from RefSeq and is a predicted model, not a curated record. NCBI's taxonomy places the organism in Eukaryota, Viridiplantae, Streptophyta, Magnoliopsida, Celastrales, Celastraceae.
AGCGACUUUUGAUCCUUAUUUAAAACCCACUUUCCUCUUCGUCUUUCACAACUUUCAGUCUGGUUCCUUCAACAAUACAAGCAUCUGAUAGUCAUGGCUGAUGAUCUGAACUUGAGCAUGAAGCUUCUGAUAGACCCCAAAGGCCGCAGGGUCCUGUUUGCCGAAGCAGGUAAGGAUGCUGUUGAUUUUCUAUUCAGCAUUCUUUCAUUGACUCUUGGUAGUGUCGCAAGUUGUAAAAAUCCGCUGUGGAGCAUUGGGAAUCUGUACCAGAGCAUUGAAGAUUUGAAGGAUCUGCAUAUGAUUUCCAAAAAAAACAUCGACUUUCUUGUGAACCCAGUGCUAAUCACAUGCCCUACUACUACUGCAAAUUCUAAUUCCCCUCUAAGGUUACUGAGUGCUGAUCAAUCAUCACAAACAAAGAAAUCCUACUACAAGUGUCCUGCUAACUAUGGUUACAGUAAUUGUCGUACAUAUGUGACUCUUGAUCCCAAAUCCCUUUGUCCACAAUGCUCGACGACGAUGUCCUCUCCCCUGAGCCUUGUUUCUCCGAGAAAUGAAGGGUCUUCGUCGUCCUCGUCGUCCUCCUCCUCCUCCUCUUCUUCUUCUUAUUUUGAGAGUGGUUUUGUGAAGGAUCGUGUGACUUAUAUGAUAAUGGAUGAUCUGGUGGUGAAGCCUAUGUCUACUAUUUCUAGCAUUACUUUGUUUAACAGGUUAAAUCUCAAAGAAAUGGGUGCUCUUGAAGAGAAGACUGUCACUCUCACUGUUGAUAAGGUUGGGAAGUUGCUGAAGGCCGCGUUGCAGACUAAGAAAGUGCUAACAAAUGUUUUCUUUGAAGAAAAGAUAGUGGUUGAAGAGGAGAAAUCAUUGGAGUCAGUUGAUUGAUGCCAUUGUAAUUAGUAAACUUUACAUAGGCAAUGCAAGGUUGGGAAUUUAGUUAAUCUUCAGUUUUCUUUUCUGCAGUGAUCUGUAUGUGUGUGUUGGAAACUGUUUUGUAAUAUCUCAAUAAUGUAAGAAGUUGUUUUUGAAUCCUUGUUCAGGUGUAUCAUAUUGGGAUGAAUGUAGUGUGUUUUUUUUUUC